Messenger RNA from Paramecium sonneborni, 1185 nucleotides. NCBI's taxonomy places the organism in Eukaryota, Ciliophora, Oligohymenophorea, Peniculida, Parameciidae. The record is from the annotation of a GenBank genome assembly.
AUGAAUUCUUAAGUAAUACAUAAAAAAGCAGAAUCUGAUAAAUUGAAUUGGUCUAAUCUAAGGAAAAAGAUAAUAAAGAAAUAUCCUCAAUAUAAAGUAAUUAUUGAUGCCAAUUCAAACUGUUUUUCAAAAUUAGACUUUUCUAAAAAAGAGAAUUAAAUAAAAGUCAUUAAUAUGAUUAUAGAAAAACAAUAAUAAGCACUGUAAUAAAUUUUUACAGAAGAACUUGAAACAUAGUAAAAAGAAACAUAAAAGUAAAUGCAAAAAUUAGUUGGGAUUAUUGCAAAAAAAAAGAAUGCAGAAACAUAGAAAAAACUUGAUUAAAAAAAAAAAGAGUAGCAAAAAGAAUAGCAAAAAGGAAAUUAAAAUAAAAACUUUAUAGCCCCAGUAAAAAUUCAAUAAAAAGUUUCUGAUAAGAUAGAAGCUUGGAAUACAAUUGAUGAAUCUUAAAGUUUUAUUCAUGAUUAUUAAGAUUGCACUUAAGAAAAGUUUUAUAUUACAUAAGAUGUUUAAGCUCCUUAAGAAAAUGAAGAAAUAAAAUAAAAUUAAAAUAAGCCUUAAUCAAUUCUUUCUUAAAAGAAAAAAAAACAAAAAAAACACAAAUCUUGUGGGGUCAAAGAAAAAAGUGUAAGAUUUUAAGAUGAUUCUAACUAAACCAACAUUUAAUAAGUUGAGAGUUAAAAAAGUAAAAAUAAAGAAUUUCAAUAUGAAUAAGAAACUUUGGAAAAUGAAGAUAUGAAAUAAAUGUUAUAAACAAAUUCUAAAGAUAGUGAAGAUUUAGAUGAUGAAGAAGAAAAUUAAUAAAGUGAUGAUGGAGAUAAUGAAGAAGAUGAAGAGAAUGAAAAUGAAGAGAAAGAGGAAGAGGAAGAGGAAGAAGAUAAUGAAGAGGAAGAAGAUAAUGAAGAUGAAGAAGAUAAUGAAGAUGAAGAAGAUAAUGAAGAUGAAGAAGAAGAAAAUGAAGAUGAUGAUGAAGAGAAUGAGGAAGAAAUAGAAGAAGAUGAAGAAUAAGAAGAAUAAGAAGAAUAAGAUAAUGAUGAAAAUGAAGAUGAAGAUGAUAAUGAAGAUGAUAAUGAAGAAGACUAAGAUGAUAAUUUUGACGAUUAAGAUUCCUAAAAUAUAAAAGAAAUAGAAAAACAAAAAAAUUUAUUAAAAUUAAAAGAAAAAGCUUUAAAGAAAAAAUGUUGA